UUUUCAUAAUGGAAAACGAAGGAAAUAAAAAAUCUAUAAAAGAACGAACCAAGGCAAAGCAUAAAGAAAAGCAAUCAAAAGAAAUGAAUGAAAGCAGCAAUAAACAAGUUGCAGCAUUGUUUUCUCAUUUAGAAAUCGCGAAAGGUGCUAAUGCAAGUUUAGCGUCCAGAGAUAUUCAUCCCGCGGUUUUAGUUAUAGGGUUACAAUUUGCCGAUUUUAAAAUUUGUGGAGCUAAUGCUCGUUGUAUUGCUACUUUAACAGCUUUCAAAAAGGUAAUCCAAGAUUACAAAACACCAGAAGGGACAACUCUGUCUCGUCAUUUGCCUACCCAUUUAUCUCCCCAGAUAAGUUAUUUGGUGAAUUCAAGACCUAUGUCGGUCGGUAUGGGUAAUGCAAUUCGUCACUUAAAAUUGGAGAUAUCUACAAUGGAUAUUGAUCUAGCCGAUGAUGAUGCAAAACUUUUGUUAUGUGAGAAAAUCGAUAACUUUAUUCGCGAUCGUAUUACAGUUGCAGAUCGCGUUAUAGUUAGCUAUGGAUUACAGAAAAUACAGGAUGGCGAUGUAAUAUUGACAUAUGCUAGGUCGUCGGUUGUACAGGCAUUGUUAUUGGAGGCUCACGCAAAAGGAAUACAAUUUAAAGUUAUCAUUGUGGAUUCAAGGCCGAGACUUGAAGGAAAAGGACUUUUGAGAUGUCUUGUGGAUGCCGGAAUAAGUUGUACGUAUGCCUUUCUUCAUGCAGUUGGGUUCGUAUUAAAGGAUGUUUCAAAAGUUUUUCUGGGAGCACAUGCCUUUAUGUCAAAUGGCGCACUUUAUUCAAGAGUUGGUACUGCAAUGGUGGCAAUGAUGGCCAAGGAAAAAAAUAUUCCUGUUAUUGUAUGUUGCGAGACAUACAAGUUUGCAGAGAAGGUUCAAUUGGAUUCAUUUGUUAUGAAUGAACAAGGAAAUCCUGACGAAAUGGUGAAUAUUUCUACAACUUCAACUCCAAAAGCUGGAUUGUUGGAUGGAUGGCUUCAUAAACCAGAUUUAAAACUUUUGAACUUGUUACAUGAUUUAACGCCAUCAAAGUAUAUUACAACUGUAAUCACUGAAGUUGGCAUGAUUCCAUGUACAAGUGUUCCUGUGAUAUUGAGAGAAUACAAGCAAGUAUAAAAUAUAAGGUUGAGCAAAAAAUUUUUUGAUUUGUUUAUAUUUAAUAAAAAUUUUGUAAUUUUGUACAGUAUCAUAUUUUGUAUAGUCAAAACACAAUCAAUGAGACAUGUUUUUGUGCAAGAUGCGUAAAUUGCAUUCCUUUAUAGUUAGUCGGUUUUAUGCACAAACUUGGAAUUAUGUCAGUUCCACUGAAACUAAUCGGGUGGCUUUUAACCUGAAUAAUGUUCGAUUUUGGCCAGAACUAUGCUUAAUUUUGGCCAAGAUAAUUACC
This is a messenger RNA of Rhizophagus irregularis DAOM 181602=DAOM 197198, 1419 nucleotides long. RefSeq lists its product as uncharacterized. Lineage: Eukaryota; Fungi; Glomeromycota; Glomeromycetes; Glomerales; Glomeraceae. The record is from RefSeq and is a predicted model, not a curated record.